Molecule: messenger RNA, 7343 nt
Organism: Gadus morhua (Atlantic cod)
Lineage: Eukaryota; Metazoa; Chordata; Actinopteri; Gadiformes; Gadidae
Gene: daam2
Product: dishevelled associated activator of morphogenesis 2
Exons: 25
Coding region: 1-3231 (1076 amino acids)
Biological process (GO): actin cytoskeleton organization; positive regulation of canonical Wnt signaling pathway; negative regulation of oligodendrocyte differentiation
Molecular function (GO): actin binding; small GTPase binding
Source: RefSeq, a predicted model, not a curated record
AUGCCCCCCAGGAAGAGGACCAGGCCCGGCCUGGGCUUCCUCUGCUGCUUCGGCAGCACCGAGCCCCCGGAGAUCAACCUGAAGGACAGCGUGCCGCUCCAGCUGCUGGAGUUCAGCGCCCCCAUGCCCCCGGCCGACGAGCUCAACGCCCGCUUCUCCGAACUGGUGGACGAACUGGACCUGACGGACAAGAACAGGGAGGCCAUGUUUGCACUGCCAGUGGAGAAGAAAUGGCAAAUCUACUGCAGCAAGAAGAAGGAACAAGAGGACCCCAACAAGCUGGCCACCAGCUGGCCCGACUACUACAUCGACCGCAUCAACUCCAUGGCUGCCAUGCAGACCCUGUUUGCAUUCGAUGAGGAGGAGAUGGAGAUAAGGAACAAGGUGGUGGAGGAUUUGAAGACAGCCCUUCGCACUCAACCGAUGAGGUUCGUCACGCGCUUCAUCGAGCUGGACGGCCUCACCUGCCUGCUGAACUUCCUGCGUAGCAUGGACUACGAGACGUCGGAGAGCCGCGUGCACACCUCGGUGAUCGGCUGCAUCAAGGCGCUGAUGAACAACUCGCAGGGGCGCGCCCACGUGCUGGCGCACCCGCAGAGCAUCAACACCAUCUCCCAGAGCCUGCGCACGGCCAACAUCAAGACCAAGGUGGCGGUGCUGGAGAUCCUGGGCGCCGUGUGCCUGGUGCCCGACGGCCACAAGAAGGUGCUGCAGGCCAUGGCGCACUACCAGAAGUACGCCGCCGAGAGGACACGCUUCCAGACGCUGCUGAACGAGUUGGACAAGAGCACGGGUCGCUACAAGGACGAGGUGAACCUGAAGACGGCCAUCAUGUCCUUCAUCAACGCCGUGCUGAACGCCGGAGCGGGAGAGGACAACCUGGAGUUUCGUCUGCAUCUGCGGUACGAGUUCCUCAUGUUGGGCAUCCAGCCCGUCAUCGACAAGCUCCGGGGCCACGACAACGCCACCCUGGACAGACACUUGGACUUCUUUGAGAUGGUGCGUAACGAAGACGACUCCGAACUGGCCAAACGUUUCGAUCUGACCCACGUGGACACAAAGAGCGCGGGCGCCAUGUUUGAGCUGAUCAAGAAAAAGCUGAACCACACAGAGGCCUACCCAUACCUCAUCUCCAUACUCCAACACUGCCUGCAGAUGCCCUAUAAGCGAGGCGGAGGCAGCCUGCAGCACUGGCAGCUCCUGGACCGUAUCCUCCAGCAGAUCGUCUUACAGGACGACAAGGGAGAGGACCCCGACGCCGCGCCGCUGGAGAACUUCAGCGUCAAAAACAUCAUCCGCAUGCUGGUCAACGAGAAUGAGGUGAAGCAGUGGCGAGAGCAGGCGGAGAAAUUCAGGAAAGAUCACGCAGAGCUGAUGGCUAAACUGGAGCGCAAGGAGCGGGAGUGCGAGACCAAGACCUCGGAGAAGGAGGACAUGAUGAAGACCCUCAACAAGAUGAAGGACAAGCUGCAGCGCGAGGGCGAGGAGCUGCGCUCGGCCCGCGAGCACGUCCAGGACCUGUCGUCGCGGAUCCACGACUUUGCAGGAGGGAACGUGGCGUUCCCGGCCGCUCCCGCCCCUCCCGGGGCCCCCGUGGCUCCGCCUCCGCCCCCCAUGAUGGGCGGCUUCCCUCCGCCUCCUCCUCCUCCUCUGCUCCCCUUCGGCUGCCCGCCUCCCCCGCCGCCACCUCCUCCCGGAGGCCCGCCCCUGCCGCCCGGAGCCCCGCCUCUCUUUGGAGCCCCGCCCCCUCCGGCUCCGCCCUCCUUCGGCUUGACGAGCAGCCAGCGCUCCAAGUCCAUCCCCCAGCCCUCCCAUCCCCUCAAGUCCUUCAACUGGGCCAAGCUGGGAGAGAACAAGAUCACGGGUACCAUCUGGCACGACAUCGAUGACCUGCGGGCUUUCCAGAUCCUGGACCUCAAGGACAUUGAGAAGAUGUUCUCAGCGUACCAGAGACAGCAGGAGCUGCUCACUAACCAAUCCUUCAAACAAAAAGAAACGGGUUCUAUGGACGACCUGUACGUGAGCACGAGGAAGGUCAAAGAGCUGUCGGUCAUCGAUGGCCGUCGCGCACAGAACUGCGUCAUCCUGCUCUCAAAGUUAAAAAUGAGCAAUGAAGAGAUCAGGAGGGCCAUCCUGGAGAUGGACGAGAGGGAGGAGCUAGCCAAAGACAUGCUGGAGCAGUUGUUGAAGUUCAUCCCAGAGAAGAGUGACAUCGACCUGCUGGAGGAACACAAACACGAGCUGGAGCGCAUGGCCCGUGCCGACCGCUUCCUCUACGAGAUGAGCCGGAUUGACCACUACCAGCAGAGAAUGCAGGCGCUGUUCUUCAAAAAGAAGUUUGCGGAGAGACUGGCAGAAACCAAGCCCAAGGUUGAAGCCAUCCUCAGUGCCUCCAAGGAGGUGGUGCGGAGCAAGCGCCUCACCCAGGUCCUGGAGGUGGUGCUGGCCUUCGGCAACUUCAUGAACAAGGGCCAGCGCGGCAACGCCUACGGCUUCAAGGUGUCCAGCCUCAACAAGAUCGCCGACACCAAGUCCAGCAUAGACCGAAACAUCACCAUGCUGCACUACCUGAUCAUGAUCUUCGAGAAGAACUACCCCGACACGCUGCAAAUCCAGCAGGACCUGGGCAGUAUACAGGAGGCGGCCAAAGUCAAUAUGGCAGAGCUGGAGAAGGAGGUGCACCACAUCAAGACUGGACUGAGGGCCCUGGAGGCGGAGUUGCAGUACCAGCAGAGCAGGACGCAGGAGCGGGGCGACAAGUUUGUGGCCGUGAUCGGGGACUUCAUCACCGUUGCGGGCUUCAGCUUCUCUGAACUGGAGGACCAGCUGAGUGAGGCCAAGGACAAGUACAACAAGUCCCUGAAGCACUUUGGAGAGGAGGAGGGCCGCAUGCAGCCUGACGAGUUCUUCGGCAUCUUCGACACCUUCCUGCAGUCGUUUGGCGAGGCGCGGCUGGACCUGGAGAACAUGCAGCGGCGCAAGGACGAGGAGGAGAGGAGGGCACGCAUGGAGGCCAUGCUGAAGGAGCAGAGGGAGCGCGAGCGGCGGUCCAAGAAGGGCGGCGGCUCCGAGGAGGUGGGCGGGGAGUUUGACGACCUGGUGUCGGCGCUCCGCUCGGGCGAGGUCUUCGACAAAGACCUGAACAAGUUCAAGCGCAACCGCAAACGCUCGGUCAACAGCCUGGCGGAGGGCGCCGGGCGGGAGCGGCCCGUGGCCAAGGUCACCUACUAACUAGACCGGGGUCCUGACACACACCUGGCUCCAAAUGGACGGCGCGAGUCGGCCGCGGCUUGGCGGUCCGGCAGGCGCGCGCACUCACGCAGCUACACCUUGCUUAUUACUUAUUAGUAUUACGUUAAGUCUGGCUCCUCCAGGCCAUCGAUGAAGUUUGAAGAGGACCUAUGUUGAAAAAACACGGGCUGCACUCGGGCCCGUGUUGCGGUGUGGGGGUGUGUGUGUGUGUGUGUGUGUGUGUGUGUGGGCGUGUCUUGCCAUGGCGAUUGAAGGACGUCACACUCCACAAACUCCGAACUCGAGUUGAGCGGCUCUCCCACGCCGUACUUCCACCUGAACUCCCCUCUGAGAUACAUUAAGGUGGACCACUGUGAUGACGAUAGCCCCCCCCCCCCCCCCUCCAUGUGUUCUGCGUUUGCCAUGACCACACUAUGCCCCCACCACCACCACCACCUUAACGGAAUUUGACCUUAUGUCUCCGUGCUCUCCUGGCAACUACCCACUAGUCCCACAGUGAGACAUCAGCAGUAGAUCUGCCUGCCCCCUUAUAGGGGACCCCCUGUUCGUCUCUAAAAACACACAGGAAGUCGGGCACCCGCCGCCAAAAGUCGAGACGAGCUUGCGUCGGACGGGACGAGCUCGGAUCGGACGGGACGAGCUCGGACAGGACGAGCUCGGAUCGGACGAGCCAGACGGCCGCUCCCGUUUCGUUGCAGAACUGUCUAAUCGGGACAUUUCGGUGUGGUACAACGUCCCGUUGAUGUUCAUUUUUGUUUGCCAACGUUUGCUUCGUCCUCUGUCCCAUGCCAUGUCACCCUUUGACCGAAGGUUCCUAGACACCAACCGCUAGUCCACUGGAACCUCAACGGCCAGCAAUGAGACAACUGAUGGCAAAUCUUCACCAUUACAGAUGUAUGUAUGUUUGUGAGCUGCUCUUAUAGCGGGAGUGUGUGAGCAAAAUACAUGGGGCAGAUUUGGGGAUAUUGGUUGUCCUACCUGAGAGGGUGCUCCAGCACACAGCAUUCCCAGUUAGGGGGAGUAAGGAAGGAAGGACGGACAGACGGACGGACAGUCGGAAAGAUAGACAGUUGAGGACGAGGAAGCUUUUUUUCUUCUGGCAGACGGCUCCUGAGGACAUGGCACGGAAAACCUAUUUUCAGCGUGUGCUGGGUUCACUGUGUAAAGAGGGCAGGGGCCAGGCCUCUGUUGGGGUAUUUCUGCAAUUGUUACCAGAAGAGAAAUAUUGCGUUGGCAUUACCGAGUGCCAAAGAGUGGAAAAUUGUAUAUGUAUUAAUGCAAGAUAUACUGCAAUUAGGAGUAUAUAUAUUUAGAUUCAGACAAGCUAAUUGCAAAGAUGUCGUUUUUUUAUGUUUUCAUUGCAUUAUUUGGUCUUUGUAUACACAUUUGAGGUUAUGUCUUCACAUUGCAAAACGGACUGCUAUUGAAAUGUCCUUACCUUUUGUACUUUUUUUGUUACUUACAAUUAUUAGGACAUCUGCUUUUCCUUUCCCCACAUUUGCACUUUCCUUUCCAAGGGAGAAUUGUGCCCUUUAGUACCAACUACAUCUUAACCACACUGUGCUCUUCUUUAAAACACACUUUGAAGUUCUGCAUGGGGGGAGGGGGGAUACAUAUUAGCCUGUUUGUGUUGAAAUCGUGUUGAAUGUCAGUUCAAAUAUUAAUAAGCACAGGAUGAACACGAACGAUGCAAAGAGAAACAUUUGUUUAUCCAAAUAGGAAAAGGAUUGAAAUUAUGGACAGGCUUGUGUUGACGUUGCCAAAAUCAGACCUUGGACACAAGGUGUCUCGCGAAAGAUUGACCGUGUCUGAUGAUGGAUUGGAUGAAAAUACUGGUGUUUUGAGAGAUUUGUACUAAAACCCUGAGCAAAACCAUGAGAAUGCUCUGGCGGGCCUGUACCAGGGUUCAAACACAAUGCGCCUGGAGAGAAAAUGAUCUGAACUUCCUGUUUACAUUUGACACCCUUCACCAAGUCUGUAGACGAGAUGGAAGCCCUCUGUAGCCUAGGUCCACUUGUAUUCGAAGGCAGUUUGAAAUUUAUAUUUUCUGGGCUACAAGUAAGUCGAAUGAAGGGAGAUGCAAGGCCAAAUGUAUGUUUGUUGCUAUUUAAUGGAAAGGUCUGGAUUGUGUUUGCUUUUGGUACAUAGUCGUGUGUGUGUGUGUGUGUGUGUGUGUGUGUGUGUGUGUGUGUGUGUGUGUGUGUGUGUGUGUGUGUGUGUGUGUGUGUGUGCGCGCGCAAGAUGUCUAUGCAAACAUAGUUGUGUUAGACGAGCAAAUGAAAAAUAACUCUCAAAAUCCUGUUUUAGGCUAAGACAAAUCAAGGAACUUAAAGAACAAUCCCGUUACAAGGGGUGAUCAAAUAAACCUGUUUCUCCGCAUUAAUUUACACUGUCGUUAAAUGCACCCUAUUAUUUUGUCAAUUUAAUCGUUUAUUUGAUUCUCAAUAGCUAAAAUGCUGGAAACACAAAUAGGUCUCGAAGGAUAGCACUUGAAUCCUAAGCCACUUGACACAGUGUAAAAAGACCCAAGGGAGCCAACCUAAUAAGUCUAUUAAAACACAAGAUGGCCAACCUAAGACUUCAAUAAAAAGAACAAAAGGUAGCCAACCUAAGACGUCUAUUAGAACACAAGGUAGCCAACCUAGGAUUUCUAAUAAAAACACAAGGCUAAUGGCCUCAAACACCUCUAAUGUGUGUUUUUCAUCUUUUAUGCCAUAGAAUAUUAAUAAGACAAAACCAGGUCCUUUUCGCAAAGUUAUUGCCUCAUUUCUCUGGUAAACAUAAAGAGGCCCUCUUCGGUUCAAAAGCUUUCAUCUGAGAUUUAAAAAAUAAGUAAGCGUGUGUGGCGCCGGUGUCUCCCCCUUUGCUACAGUUAAUGAAACCAAAAGUAACUCCCAGAUAUUGACUUCAGUUCUCAGAUUAUUAGAAUUUUCCUCAAACAGCUUUAACCCAUAUUGUACGUGAGACCAUUUACCGACGGGAAUGGCAACUUGGUCAGUAUUAAUCAUAUUGUUACCUGUUUUAGAGUGAGGAUGUGUUGACUGGCUUAGGAGUUUAAAAUAUAGCAAAAAAAAGAAUAACUUGAUUCAAUGCAGUUUUUUUCAGAAUGGUACACUUCCAUUCACGACGAUAAUUUCAUAAUCUUAUCUUCCACCCUUCCUUUCAAGAAAAAAUAGAUCUAAAGAAAAAUUGUGUUUGUACAGAAUAUGUUUAUGAUCUAAUGGUAAUUGAUGAGGUGCAGGUGCACUAUGGAGGGAUGGUAAAUUAUGGGUUGUACAAUGAAGUGAUGACAGAAUAAUGGGGUGCAUCCCAGAAAGACAAAAAAGACAAGGUGCUAGUGGGUUUGGAUGUGUGGCGCUGUAGUCAACACAUUGACAUAAGCGACCAGUGGAUAUGUAGGCCAAACGAAAAAAUCUCCUCCAUAUAUGCUACAGCUUUACAAGAGUGCAUUAGCAUUGUUUUCCAAUCCUAUGGAUUUUCCUCCUCCCAGUAUGUGUAAAAUAACAAGGGGGAGAUGACCUCACCAUAAUGCAGUUCCUUAAUUCGCCACUGGGCGUCAGCCUGCAUGCCUCAAACAAGGUGCACCGAGGGGGACCCUUUGACUUCUUAAGACCCUUUUAGUAUGAAAUCGCUUGCAACACUUUUGACUCCACAAUUUGUACUAGCUCCCGAAAGAAAGUAUUUUGCACCCACUUUUUGAAGAUGUAUAAGUGUGGGGAUCUCUAUAUUUUUUUCAUGGUUACAAAGAAGAUUUGAAAACCUCCACCGAAGGAUAUAGUUCUAACAAUGUGCACAUCAUUCUCGAUGUUUGGUUGAGGAAUGUUACGUUUUCGUGUAAAUUGUACCUUAUUUAUUUGCCUUAUUAAGUUUGCUACAUGUUGUAUGUAUACACAGCAUUACAAAUACAAUAAAAUGUUAAUUAAAAAAUGACGAUAUAUGAUUAUACAGUGGUCCAUGUAUAUUGAAUAGCUUUCAGACUUAUGAGAAUGUCUUUCCCUUAUUUCAUUUCUAUGAUUUUAUUUAGUUUUCUAUUUUCUUUGCCAUCCCUGUGUCUUUUUGUAGGGUUACAAUAAACCUUUGUUCCUAACAUG